This is a messenger RNA of Syzygium oleosum, 1433 nucleotides long. RefSeq lists its product as uncharacterized. The transcript has 2 exons. NCBI's taxonomy places the organism in Eukaryota, Viridiplantae, Streptophyta, Magnoliopsida, Myrtales, Myrtaceae. Gene Ontology annotation, cellular component: cytoplasm. The record is from RefSeq and is a predicted model, not a curated record. Bases 258 to 1259 code for a protein of 333 amino acids.
CUCUUACCUUAUUGUCUUUGGGAUUGUUCCUGUUUUUUUUUCACUGUCGAACGUGCGUGCGGUUCGGUUCCUGUGGUUUGCUUCCUCGGUUUAGAUUAAAGGCUGGAUACGUGUUCGUCUUGUCUUUAGAAUAUUAGAAGAUCUGAGGUUGCUUGAGGCUCUCUGCAGGCAUCUGCUUCAGAUUUCAGUAAAUUGCCCUAGCACUUGUUGCUUUUUCUCUAGCAUUUGGAACGAGCCUUUUUGAAAGUUACAAAGAAAUGAGGCAAGAAGAAGUGGAUCGAUGCCAGAUCCAAGAGUGGUAUCCUAAAUUCAAGUCAAUGUCCAUCAAAACGCUUAUUCAUCGGCUUCCGGAGUCCUUUGUCCAGUACCUUCGUGGUGACUCCGGACCAUUUGUUCUACCCAAUUCUGUCACAGGCGAAGAUGCCUUUCCCAACAGGGUUCGUAAUCCUGUGGAUGAAGAUGAUCUUGCGGUUCCAGAAGGAUCUGGAGACGAAUCUGAGGAAUUCCCACCUCCUUCUUUUCCAGAACUCGAGUUGGAGGUCAAAGAGUCAAUCGAAUCGCUCGGGGGUGCUGUUUUCCCUAAACUAAACUGGAGCUCGCCAAAAGAUGCUGCUUGGAUUAGUGGCAGCGGGAACCUUCGGUGCACGUCUCUCAGUGAUAUUGCCCUCUUGCUACGCGCAUCCGAUUCGUCGACCCACGAUCUCUGUCAUGUGUAUGAUUCUUGCAGUGACAAGACCUCGUCGACGCCGCAGAGCUUUUUCCUUGCUCUACGGAAGUGGCAGCCAGCGCUUCGACCGGAGAUGGAAUUCCGUUGUUUCGUAAGGAACAAGCUCCUGGUGGGGAUCUGCCAACGUGAGGUUACCACAUUUUACCCGGUCCUCCUCGAGAAGAAGGACCACCUUAAGGUUUUGAUCGAGGAUGUCUUUCAAAGCGAAAUAUGUCCGAACUUUGAAUCGGAUAAUUACACGUUUGAUGUUUAUGUCACAAAGGAUGGGAGGGUUAAGGUACUGGAUUUCAACCCUUGGGGGGCAUUCACGCUGCCGCUCCUCUUUUCAUGGGACGAACUGAGCGAAGGGGACGAUGAAGGCGUGGAUUUUAGAAUUGUGGAGAGUCGGUGCGCAGUCCGACCUGGAUUGAAAACAGCUGUGCCGUAUGACUACUUGGAUACAAGUCCUGGGAGCGGUUGGGACCAGUUCCUGAGAAAUGCGGAUGAGGAGCUGAGGAGACAAACUGAGGAGUCUCCAGGAGCCGGCGCUUAGCGAUUGAAUUUCGGUCGGUUUGAAUGCACACGCAAUGAUCUAUAGCUCCUCCUUAGGCAUGAUUUCUGUAAUGCCUAGAGGUUUGAAGUCGUUCCUUUUUGUAAAUCCUUCUCUAUUGCUUUCUUUUGGUAUAAGGAUACAGUCAGCAGCUAGCUGAAGUAUAUUAUCCUCCAA